Trichosurus vulpecula (common brushtail) is the source of this 395-nucleotide messenger RNA. It is a transcript of the gene FAM240C, whose product is annotated as family with sequence similarity 240 member C. The transcript has 4 exons. The record is from RefSeq and is a predicted model, not a curated record. Bases 120 to 395 code for a protein of 91 amino acids. NCBI's taxonomy places the organism in Eukaryota, Metazoa, Chordata, Mammalia, Diprotodontia, Phalangeridae.
CUCAGAUAAAGACAUCCUCUUCAGUACUCAGGAGAAUCCAUUGAUUCGGGUGAAGAGGUUGUUAUUUGAAAAUCUCUCCAUUCACCUGUGGCUGAAGAGCUUCUCAGCAUCGGAAGAAAAUGAGUAAAAGCUAUAGAAGGAAACAUCCUAAAAUGACUGUGCAUGAUGCAGGUGGGCUGAAAAAUUUCUGGGAGAAAAAGAUUGAACACCAUGCAAAGCAAGUGCAAAAUGAAAACUCUCGAAUAAGCAGGAGUGCCCUGGAUAAGCUCCGCUGUGAAUGGGCUCAGAGACUGGAAAGGAGACUCAAGAUGCUCCAGCAGCCCGAGGAAGGACCCAAGAAGUCAUCGCUACUCCCAAUCGAAUCUUUCCCCCUUGUCGACAAAACAGUAGCCUAA